Aegilops tauschii subsp. strangulata is the source of this 1302-nucleotide messenger RNA. RefSeq lists its product as uncharacterized. The record is from RefSeq and is a predicted model, not a curated record. Lineage: Eukaryota; Viridiplantae; Streptophyta; Magnoliopsida; Poales; Poaceae.
CAGUAGCCUCUAGUCCAUCCGAUUUCGCGUCCCCUCGAACAGAACAGAGGAGGAGCGGAGCCAUGGCGGGGAUCCUGGCGUGGGCGGCCGACGUGGUCGGCGGCGCCGGCGACAGCGACGACGAGGCCGCCGCCGAGCGCGAGCGCGCCGCGGCCAUGACCCCGGAGCAGCGGCUCCGCGCCGCCAACCUGGACGCGCGGGCAUCGUCGCUGCGGCGCGCGAUCCAGGACCUGCGCGCCCGCGUGCCCCCGCCGAACGUGGCGCAGCGGCUGCCGCACCUGCACGCCCACUCGCUCGCCUCCUCUGCCGCCCUCGCACUCCAGCUCAACGCCCACUCCUCCACCAAAGAGCAGGCACUGCAUAGAGAGGUGAAAAUUCAAGAGGAAAAUACCGCCUAUGAGAAGGCGAUAUCCGAUUGCCGCCAGAAAAUUCAGGAGAAGCAGAUGGAGGCUGCUGUGCUCCAGAGUAAUUUGAAGGAAAUGGAAAUUGCAGAGCUGGAUUUAAAGGCAAAGGUUGACAAUGCUAUCAUGGAGCAAGAGGCUGCUCAACAUAAAGCAUCAAUGGCUGCUUCGGAAGCUACUGGAAAUGCUCUGCUAGAAGCUGAAUCGUUGAUGAAUCUCAAGUCUAAAGACUUGGAAGAGAAGAAGGGGGAGUUGAAAUUAUUGGAAGACAAGAUACAAAGAUUGGAGAAAGUAUGGUCCUCGGUUGAAGAAGAAUCUUUGAAAAAUCCAAGUCCUGCCCAGAGGGAGAAGGUACUGGAGAAACAAUUACAUAGCCUCAUUGAACAGUUGACAGCUAAACAAGCUCAAGCUGAAAGGCUCAUCACUGAUAUACAUGCCAAAGAAAAGGAUCUGGAAAGGUUGAACAGUAUACAGAGAAAUCUUCACAGCGGCUCCAGCGAAGCAGGUGCAGCACGGAACCGGUUCGGCGGAGGGCUUCUGAGCGGGGAUGAAGAUUCUGGCUCCAAAGCUGCCCGGAGACCCGGCCAAUCCGGUGGUUUUAGAACAGAAGGCCAGAAAAGGCUCAUGAUUCUUAGGUCCGCUUUUGUUCUCUAUAUCUUGGUACUGCAUGUUGUCGUCUUCAUAAAGAUAUCAGUUUCGAACUAGGUAGCAUACAAAACACAAGUACUAUACCCUUGUGUAAAUAGCACAUGUAAAAUUGAUGGUGGCUGUAUUUCUUGGAGUUGAACUUGCAGCCCCUGAGUUUGGGCCUUGUUUUAAACUAGAGCAAGUGAUGAGCGCAUCGAUGUGAUCCCUGUUGCUGACUAUUUUCCGAGGAUAAGAUUUCAUGUUUACUUGCCCA